UUUCUAUAAAUUUUUUAGUGUCAACAAAUAUUAGAAGAUAAUUUAUACGUAUUUUCAAAUAUAAAAAAUUCAUGUGCACAUACUAAACUACAUGAAUGUUUUUUUUUUUUCACAUUUUUUUAUAUAACAUGAUUUAUUUAUUUAUUUUACUCUUAAAAGAGUAAAAAGAGAUACAAGUGUUAAAUACAUGCUUACAAUAUCAUUCAUUAAUCACCGACCUCCUUCAAAAUCUUCUCUUCCAUUUUGAUUUUCUCAAGUGCCCCACACACACACUCACACACACCCACACGAGCCACACGUGUAAAAGCUCACACGCAAAAAAUGGAAAACGAAGAAAAUGGCAUCUCUAUCAGUCAUGGAUUCCCCAACCAUGAGACAUUUCCGGCAUCUCCUCCGAUCAAAGCAAUGGGAGCUCAAUUUCAGGCUAAUCAUCCGUUGACGGAGAUGGUGGUGAACCCGACUGUCCGGGAAGAGCCGAUGCCAGACACGAGUAAGUAUCCGGGAACCGGAGACGUGGAAGAAGGUGGCGAUGACCGUGAGCGGCGAAUUCAGUUGUUGACGCAGUCGCUGGAGAGAGCGAAGAUGGUGAAACCGUCAGCCUGGGAAGAGACGAUGUCAGAGAUGAGGAAGUAUCCGGGAACGGGAGACGGUUUCAGCAUGGGAACCGUGGAAGAAGGUGCCGGUGCCGGUGGCCGUGAGCGGCGGGUGAGGGAGCCAUUGUCGAUAAUUAGGAGGAUGAAGGGAGAUUUGAUGAUAUUUUGGGAAAUGGAGAGAGAGAGGAAGGUGAAGGGGACCGCCUUCCUACUUAGGGUUUUGGAGUUAGGGCUUUGCUGGGGUUCGUUGUUAGUGAUGAUGGCCGAUGACUGGAAUCACGGUCGGGUUCUUCAUUCCUCUCCCCGAUUCAAAGAGUUCAGGAACUGGUACAAGAUCAAGAUGGUGACUUUGAUAGGGUUGGUAUAUUCAGUUGUUCAAGUUUGUUGUUUUCGGGGCUGCGGCGAAUACGUUUUUUCCCCACCCCAUCGUUUUUUCUCUUUCUGCGCGGAUCAGUAUAUGACAUACCUUCUGAUAUGGGCAUCAUCAUCGGCUGCCUUUCGUGUUGAUUUCUCGGGGCUGGCAAGUGUAUCUGUAAUGUUAUCCUUCAUGGCAUUCGUGGCUUUUGCCAUCAGUUAUCUCGUCUCUAUAUAUACCCUGUGCAGUUCCAAAUCUAGACACUCUAAUCCCUUAAAAGACCACAAAUAAUGGCAGAAAAAAGGUUGAGCUUGUUCUGAAGUUUUAUGCAAUUCCAGUCCAUUUCUAGAAGGCAUGGGGUGAUCACUCGAACAGGGAAGACUUGGAUGAUUGGAUCAGGAUGUGGUCACUGGAACAAAAUUUGCAUUUUUAUCAAGACGUCAACAGUAUGUUUAGUAGUGUCUAUUGAUGAUUGAACAGUAUACUUAGUAGUGUCUAUUGAUUAUUGAAUCACAUAAUCGUGUAAAUAGUCUCUUCGCAUGCUGGAAAAGACCCACAUUGGCGGGAAUGUUUGAAUUGUAGAAAUAGCCUUUUCUGCAUGCAGGUUAGGCCCACAUUGACGGGAAUUCAUGGAAUGGGCUAGCCCUUUUUAUUGAUUGUUGAAGUUGCCCAAGACAUUUGACAUUUGAGUGAUAA
Cornus florida is the source of this 1644-nucleotide messenger RNA. Its product is annotated as CASP-like protein 4A3. The record is from RefSeq and is a predicted model, not a curated record. The coding region runs from base 322 to 1239 and encodes 305 amino acids. The transcript has 4 exons. NCBI's taxonomy places the organism in Eukaryota, Viridiplantae, Streptophyta, Magnoliopsida, Cornales, Cornaceae.